UGAUGUAAUGUAAAUAUCCUAUGUAAAAUAGAAUUAAUAAGCGUGAAACGCAAAAUACUUAUGCUUAACUUUAUGAUCAGGUAUUAGUAUUUUGGACAUUAUCAAUAUGGACGGACUCUUAAUCUUCUUUCUUCUAGUCGGUAUUAAAUCAGUAAAAGGUUGCUCAAGGGAUAUAUUUUUGAAAGAAAAUAAUUUAAUCUUAUCUAGUCCUGGAUUUGAAGAAGGGAAGAACUAUGAUAUAAAUUUGCAUUGUAAAUGGAAUAUCCAAUCAAAUUCGGUGAUCACUGUAAAUUUUACGAUUUUCAAUUUGGAGUAUCAAUAUAAAUGCAACUGGGAUUACGUGAUGGUGUAUGAUGGGAUUUGUAGGGAAGUGACAUCAACAAAAUUUUGUGGAACAAAAGCGCCACCUACCUUUAAAGGGGAGAUCAGCAUAUGCAUAGAAUUUAAAUCAGAUCAUAUGGUAACAAAGCAAGGCUUCCAAGUUUUGAUAAAGAAACUCCAAGAUACCAAUCAACAACAAUCAACUGACUAUAACCGAUUGGAGUCAUCUUCUAUAGAACAGUUUAUUACUGAAAAUAACCUAAAUUCAAUGUCUUUGUCUACUGAUGGAGAACUUCACAUUGGUUGGAGAAAGGAUUACCAUUCCUCUGCUGAAAUGUCGCCUUCGUUAGAAAUGGAUAAUACUCAAGGAUCUACAGCUGUUGAACAAUAUCAAUAUUAUACAAAAAUUCUAUCUUUAGAUGAGAUUGACAAUUAUUCCCCAUCGGGGAUGUUGAUAUCUGCACCAGAGUCUCAAAACGUUUUUCAUGCUUCUUUUCUUAAAAGUGAAAUGAAUGAAAUAAAAGUGAGCAAUAAUUUACAUUACCAACAUUCACAAAUAAAACCGACACAGUCACAAGGUAUUGUAGCCACAGAAUCAUCUAAUAUUCUGCAGAUUCAUGUAACAAGCAUUGUGCCGACUCAGCAAUCAAAUAUUUUUGCUACACUCCAUUCAAGCUUUCUGCCAACACAGUUAUUAAGAAUUAUACCGACACAGUCAUACAUUCUGUCAACUCCGUCAUCAAAUAUGCAAUUGACAUUGACGCAGUCUUUGAUUAGUUUGGCAACUCGACCCUCAAGUAUUAUGCCAUCACAGUCAAUGAAUAUUCCGUCGUCACAAUCAUCAAGUAUUCUGUCGUCAAAGUCAUCAAGUAUUCUUUCGCCACAAUCAUCAAGUGUUCUGUCGACAAUUGGUGUGAUGGAUUCUGCCUUUUCUAGCCACAGUUUUAUCUAUACUUCAACAAAAUGGGAGACUUCGCUACCUAACAUGUCGUUAUCUGGUAGUUUAUUGACUGAUAUCUAUUAUGGGUAUUCAGAUGCAUCACAAACGCCUGGAACAAUACAAGAUGUAGAUACAUUAAAUGAUGAUAAAAAGAUUAAACAAAUUCCUAAUCAGAAGAAACCGUUAUUAACUACUGUGAAUACAUUGAGCCCUGAUACGUCUUUUACUUUAGAUUAUUUUAUAUCAAAGAUGUAUAUUCCAACACAAGUAAGAUCCACUUCUUCUUACAGACUGGCGUCAAGUAUCGAAGAAAUAAGUGAUAUAUAUGAAACGGAUUUUGAUUCAUCCGAUAAAUUUUAUGAAACAGAAACACCACAUAUUUAUAGUUUUUCUAAAUCGUUAGCGACAAAUAUAUUUAAAGGGAUAUCAGAAACGUCAACUUAUGGAUCUAUAUCAGACAUUUAUAUUACUUCUUCGAGCUCGUCUCUUCCAAAAUCAUCGAUUGCAUAUGAUGCACGAAGUACAGAAGUACCAUCGACAUACAUGUAUGACUUACCGGUUGCUUGUUUCAUGACAGAACAAGUAUUAAUAAACGGUACCGGUAGCUUGGUUGUAGAUAUGAAACCGUCAACAGGACAACUUGAGUGUUCGUGGUUGUUGCUUGGACAUUUUGAUGAGACAAUUGAAGUCAACAUAACAAACUUCAAUAUUUAUACCGGUGUUGACUGUGACACUGAGGGUCUUGUUAUCAAUGACGGAUUGUCAGCCAAGGACGGUGUACUAUUCAAAUUGUGCAAACAUACUUCUCAUAUAAACCUGUUGUCGUCGGGACCGGCUUUAUUUGUAGAGGUCAUGACAAGAGGACAUAUUAAUUUAACAUUAGAAUACGACCCAAAACCGAAAGGUUUGGAUUGUCCUGCCAGGCUAUCAAAGUGUGGUGAUAGGAACUGUCUUCCAUCAGAAUGGUGGUGUGAUAAUGAGGUUGAUUGUUACCAUGGAGAAGACGAACAGUCAUGUGGUUCUUGUGGAAAAGAUGAGUUCAGAUGUGGCAAUGGUCAAUGUAUUAAGGACAUUUUACAGUGUAAUGGGCGAUAUGAAUGUGACGAUGCUUCAGACGAAAAUUAUUGUGUAAUGCUUGAAGAUCAGGUUCUACGUAUUCGACAUGGUAGAUUUUGGCUUCCGGUCUGCGCUGAUAAGUGGGAGGAUACAGUUGGUGAUUUAAUAUGUAAAUAUCUAUCAUACGAUAAUCUAUCAGGAUCGCAAACUGUUCCUUCCAUUCACACUGUAUAUAUGUCCAGCAAGCAAGGACAACAAGAUGACAACCAUUUGUAUAGUUAUUUACAUCCUUCGACAAUUUGCCAUAGUAAAACGGAGAUGACACUUACCUGUAGUAAGAAAGAUUGUGGAGAAAGAAGCCAAUCAUUAAUGAUACCUUAUAUAAUUGGUGGUACCCAAGCAUAUAAAGGACAGUGGCCAUGGGUUGUUGCCGUUAGAAAAGGGAACAAUUUUAUCUGUGGAGGAACACUGAUAUCUAACCGCUGGGUGAUCACGGCUGGACACUGUGUGGAAAGUGUUCUGAGUGUACCACAUAUGGUCUCCAUCGUUACUGGCACUCCAAUGAAAGACGGAAUUGAUGGUAGAGUUAUACGUGUAUCAGAAAUUAUUAUAAACCCUGACUACAACUUUAUCUACAAGGCAGAUAUCGCUGUGUUGCUUCUACAGAUGCCAGUCUCGUUUGAUGAUUAUAUAAAACCUAUAUGUUUGCCUAACACCUUACAACAUUUACCACGUGACUCCCUUUGUUACACUGCUGGAUGGGGAUUAACAGAUCCAAAAGAUUCAAAAUUUCAAAAACUACCUAAUGAUUUAAUGUAUGCUAAGGCGUUCUUAUGGACUAACUCGAAAUGCAGUUCAGCAUAUUCAUCAAAAAUCAAUGAUAGUAUGAUAUGUGCUGGAAUCCUGGCGGGAAAAGGCGGCGACACAUGUCAAGGUGAUAGUGGUGGUCCGCUUAUGUGUCAAAAUAACCAUGGAACUUGGCAAGUGGUUGGUGUGACCAGUUGGGGUGGUGGUAUUUGUGGUAAAUCUACGUUACCGGGAGUAUAUACGAGAGUAACAAAAUAUGAUACCUGGAUUAAGUCUGUCACAGCAAUCAGAGACUAUUAUCUUGACACUAAGUGUGAUUUUGAAAAGCCUGGAAUAUGUUCACUUGAGGAUAUAUCAACGGGCAGUUUUAUGUGGACAAAACGAAAAGCAGGCUGGAGUUCAGGAGGUCAACCUUUAACAGACAGUACGACUCGAACAUCUGAAGGUCAUUAUUUAUACGCAGAUACAUAUAUGGUACAAGCAAAUCAAUCCAAUAAAGCAGUCCUUAAAUAUAGGUUCAAGGACAUUGGAGGAGACAGAUGCUUGACAUUUUCUUACAAGUUUUUCAACCAUAACUGUUUAAAAUUAUCAGUUGUUGACUUCAGAAGUGGAAGUUUUCAGCAUGAGUUAUGGGAAUUAUCAUACAUAUCCGGUGAUUGGACGGAAGCAGCCAUAGCAAUUGCAUCACCAGUCAUUGAAAUACAUGUUAUUGCUUCCCGGGUAUUCAGCCAUUCAGAUGGAGGCGUUGCUAUAGAUAAUAUUGAAGUUUUAAAUAGGACAUGCAAAGAUACAAAUGUAUUUAACUGUCAUUUCAAUAACGGAGAUACAUGUGGAUAUACAAAUAGCAAGACAGACAUUGGAUACUGGGAAAUGCAUCAAUCUAUUGAACUUCCCAAGACCGAAUGGUGUUUACGGUUUAAUGGUGACAAUUUUCCACCUGGGACAAAAGCAAGGUUAACCUCGUCUAUUCUACAGAGUACUGGCCCAAGAUGUUUCAGUUUUGUGUACAAACUUUGUUACCAAAAUGCCAAUUACCUGUCUGUUUUAGUAGGAUACGUGUUUAAUGGGUUAAAGUUCUAUGGAUCGAGCUUAUGGACUAGAUCUGUUGGUAACAUGGAUUGUAGUGUCUGGUCUAAAGGACAUGUUGAUAUACCAUCGGUGGCAUUAGAUCAUUUUAUUGCUAUACAAGUUGAAAGAGGUCAUAAAUCGGAUUCUGUUUAUAUAGAUGAUAUCAUGCUCCAGAGUGGGAACUGUUUUAAAUGAAAUAAAAGAGUUGCGCAUUGCUGAUAGCAAGCAAAAACCAAGACGAACAGCUUCUAUUCUGGAUAUGAUCCCAAAUCAGAAAAAUCUGAGAACAAAGCACAAGUGAUGCGUUCUAAAUCGUCGGCAAAGAUUUUACAACGACGACAACACAUCUACGGUACUGAAUUUCAAAAAGCAAGACACAACGCAUCUUUAAAUUCAAUGUGUUAUAUUGCUAAAUUAAUUACAUACCAGGGCAUCGGUAUUGAAAGAAUAUUUGAUAAUGUUUAACACUGACCUUACAAUGUCAGAAUUUAUAAAACUAGUAACAAUAAUGUUCAACUUCUGUAUAUUAAUUCAUAACCACUUUUCAACUUCAUUGGCUUAUGAGAAGUAUAUUUCAAAUAUCAUAAGAGAUCAUAAACAAUGUAUGUAUCUAGAACAUAAAUAUACUGCUUUGAGGCUGAAAACGAACCGACCAUAAAAGAUUGCAGUCUUUCGGGAUAUUUUCCACGUCACCCAGAGGACCUACAUUUAUGUAUAUGUUUCAGUUUAUUGAACUCUUGGGUUAUUCCUUACAUGCUUUACUCACAAUCUGUCUUUAUCAUGGGAAUUGAUGGACACGAAUAACACAAAAUACUCAAAAACAAACCCAAUCCCGAAAAACGUCAAGAACACAAAUUAUAAAAAUCAUGUCAUUUCCACGGACAAGAUUUAUUUUUCCAAAACACAAUACCUUUGUUGGAAGGAGAUAGAUUUGAAACGGAUAACUUUUCCGAAUUAUACUGGGAAAUACUUGUAAACACUUAUCCUUAUACAAUGCUUUAUUACUGUUCUUCAUCCUGAAAUUGCUAUGCUAUCUUCAAAGAUUAGAUGAUGUUUUAAAACUUGCAUAUCACAGUAAGAUCAGUAUGGUACAUAAUUCGACUUUUUCAUAAUAAUCUGUCCCAACUGCAAAUGUUUUGAGGGGUCAUAUUCUUAUCGAUAAAGGACAAGCAUAGCUGUUCAUAUGUAAACUUUUUACAAUGUAUCCAUCGCUGCUAUUGGACUAUCACCCACUGGGGUACCAUCCGCUAAAAAAACACCGUUUCUGUUCUGGCAUGGUAUAAAAGAAAAUUCUUAUAUGAUUUGCAUCUGCAAUUAUUUGAAUGUGAUUGAUCCGUUAGAAUUUUGAUUCCUUGGUUUUCACUUCAUUCGUAAAUUAUGUUAACAUUAUGUCGAUUUCACGGUGAUAUAUUCAUGCGCGAAAUACAUGAAUGGAUAAAGAACAAAAAUAACAAAUGUUUGUGCUAAGAAAGAAAAUUAAGGAUUUCUAGAUAUCAUUGAUGUGUAAACUAUGCUGCUGACUCAAGACCAUUAUAUACAAGUCAUUCGGACUUUAAUUCAGUUUGAUAGUUAAUCGGUUAAUUUGCACGCCAAUAACCUCUCGAAACAUGUGAUUUGUUUGCAUAUUUCCAGUCUAAGAAUUAUGUAAUUAGAUUUAAAAUAAGGCUGACACUUCCUUUGGCAUAGUUAACCUAGACAGUUUCUUUUGCUGUUCUGUUAAAGCAGUCAAGGCUUUGACACAAGGUAACAGUCCCCUGGAAAGCAUGUCAACCUAACCGGACUCGUUAUUCCGACUCCGGCCGUCUAGUCGUUGCUCUUACUCCCAAAUGAAGCGUGCUAAGCGGAGAAGUAUUUGGUCAUAACCUGCGACCUCCCGCCCACAAGACGAGCACGCUAUCACGAGACCACCUGCGGUUCUAUGAGUAUUGACAUGUUUGGUUUGAUAAGUAUCAUUGGUGAGCUAUUGUGAUAUUUGGAACAUAAAUCUUCUCUUUCUAGACUCACCAAUCCUAAUAUGUUAAGUAGUUAUACACCAUGUUCUAUCAAUAUGUAGUCCACCCUUACAUGUGUUCAUACAUACACUUUUCCAUAUAAAAGUUGUCAAGACACUAUAUAAAAGAUGUAAAAAUACGAGCAUUCUUAAAAUCAUUUACAUUGACAGUAGUUAACUUAAAGGAGACACAUAUAUAUUUUUUUCUCCAUCGUUUUUUUUAUAUAAAAUAGAAACAAGCAUACAUUGUCAACCUUUGUUUUCUACAAUAUUAAUUAUAUCUCAUCUUCAACGAAAUUAACCAAUUUCCUAGCUGCCAUCUAUAACUUUAUAAAACUGUAUAUUUCUUGGAUUUUCAUUUAUCGAUGCUUGAAAUGGUAAGCGUAGAGUUUGCAGAACUAUUCUUUUCCUUUUUAUCUUCCAAUUCUACUUUCGUGAAGAAUUUACUUUUUGUCUUAGUUAUUUCUUUUGGAGAAUUAACAAUCCACUUUCUACGAAUAUGUUCUGAAAUUAAAAUAGAUAAAUUGAUUAAAUAUCAUGUAAACUU
Mytilus californianus (California mussel) is the source of this 6729-nucleotide messenger RNA. RefSeq lists its product as uncharacterized. Gene Ontology annotation, cellular component: membrane. Bases 107 to 4387 code for a protein of 1426 amino acids. Gene Ontology annotation, biological process: proteolysis. The record is from RefSeq and is a predicted model, not a curated record. Gene Ontology annotation, molecular function: serine-type endopeptidase activity; protein binding. The transcript is spliced from 17 exons. NCBI's taxonomy places the organism in Eukaryota, Metazoa, Mollusca, Bivalvia, Mytilida, Mytilidae.